CUGAUUUCAUGAAGUCCUGCCUUGACCCGCCACCAAGUUGAUCUUUCAUCAAAAUGGAGAAUAUUCAGACUACAGCAACGCGCUCGCUGGCAAAUUCGACCGUGCGGAUCAAGCCCCGCCGCGCCGGCGUGCCUUGUGUGCGAUGUCGCCAGAUGAAGGUAAAAUGUAAUGCAAGCCAGAGAUUUCCUGCAGCUUGUUCCGCUUGUGAGAAGGCAGGCGAGCGGUGCUCUGUUGACCCUUUAUUCAAGAGGGUGUCCAAGAGAAGUGUGAAACGUGUAUCCCGAGAAGGCAGUCCUGCAUACCGAACGCCUGAGUCUGAAGUAUCAAGCAGCGAGCCGACUUCUGUCCCACCGAGAUCCGACGGGCCUUGCUUGGACUCUCUAGCGAGUGUCACUGCCGAAUUGCGCGGCGCAAAGAGACAUGCCCGGUUUACCCAUGGGACUACCGGCAUUAACCUCUGGUCUGGAGCUGUGGCGGAGCUCCUAGAGGAGUACUAUGCCAAUAUGCACCCUCGGUUCCCGCUACUGCUCGAUCCAGAUACCGUAGUCUAUAGCUACGAGAAAGCACCUUUAUUGUUCUGGACCGUAGUGGCAAUUGCAAGCAAAGACUCGGACAAGUAUGCAUCGGACUACGCUCGGUUACAGAUUCUUGUACGGCAGCUGGUUGCAGACAUCAUCCUCCUGGGUACGAGGUCUAUCUACCUUGUUCAAGCUUUACUUUUACUAUGUGCGUGGUCGUUCCCACAUACCGAUAUGAGCAAGGAGCCGUUUUCCAUGUACUGCUCUGUGGCAAUUUCCAUGGCGCGGUCUCUGGGCUUGCAUCGUCCACAGCAUCCAUAUAUUUUAUUUGCGGCGAAGACAGCGGAGAUUGGGACACUGGAAACUCGGACGUCAACAUGGUUGUCUUGCUUUAUUGUUGAUCAAUGGCACACUGCACGAUUUGGAGUCCCAGGCUCUAUUAGGAUAGACCAUACAGUCCUUCACGCCCUGAAUGGCUCUAUGGCCUGGUUACCUGCGACUACAAAGAUCCAACUUCACAUCGCCCUAAUCACCUCAAAAAUAUCAACUGCCCUAGGAGAAUGCGAGACGUCGUCCACCGGCCUCGCGCCAGAUCCUCUCCCAUUUAUACGAAUGUUUGAAUCCGAGCUCUGCAUGAUCCAAGAUAAAUAUUCGUCUAAAUGGUCUCCCGCUGAUGAAGUGUCCUUCCUCGACGCCCGGCUCAGCUUAUACUGCUACGCUCUCGGGAAGAAGGCUGACCAUCUGAACGCCCUUCACCGAGAAAAAGAGCAUGAACUUAUCACUCAAGGAACCAUCACAUGUACACAACUCCUAACCAUCGUGACAACAUUCCCCGACACGCUGCGAAAGGGCACAAUCCACGUAUUCCGCCCGGCAGGGUACGCCGUCUUCUUCCUCCUGCGCAUUCUCGGCACAGCACCAAGCGAGCUUAUAGACGGCACAACCAUCAGAAACAUAAUCAGACAGACCUUUACACUCAUGAGGCAGAUAUCUCAAACAUCCAACGAUCGACGGUCCCAAUGUAUGCGGGCUUGCAGGAUCAUCGAACACAUGCUGGACUGCGAAGACUGGAACGAGAACGCAGAAACGCCCUUCCUCGGUAAGGCGGAGUCGUUCAUGGGUAUGAAUUUUGUCGCGGAUGUUGCGGCCAGGGGGAUUCUCAAGGCGUAUAAAUAUACGCGGCAGGCUGUUGCUGCGCGGAUGGAACGGGAACGGGAUGGUGGUGGCAAUCGCGAUUCAAGGCAGGCCGAACCUGCAGGGAUUCAGUCAGACGCAGGCUCGCAGUUUGACCUUGACUUCUCGAUAUGGGAUCCCAUGGAAUGGCCUGUUAAUUGGCAGGAUGGCGAUGAUUUCCUAUUUCCCAGUAGCAGUCUAGGUGCAUCUUAAUUGAUCGUUUAGUGGGCAUUAACCAAAUGCGACUAUCUUAUACGAACAAAGAGAUCUGCCAUCCGCUCCGACCCGCCGAUCCUACAGACUCAAUAAGCAAUAAG
Molecule: messenger RNA, 2008 nt
Organism: Aspergillus versicolor CBS 583.65
Lineage: Eukaryota; Fungi; Ascomycota; Eurotiomycetes; Eurotiales; Aspergillaceae
Exons: 4
Coding region: 54-1904 (616 amino acids)
Biological process (GO): DNA-templated transcription; regulation of DNA-templated transcription
Cellular component (GO): nucleus
Molecular function (GO): DNA-binding transcription factor activity, RNA polymerase II-specific; zinc ion binding; transcription cis-regulatory region binding
Source: RefSeq, a predicted model, not a curated record